CAUGCCUACGCCAUUCUGCAUCUGUUUGUGACAACGGCGCGGAAGUUGAAUUAACAUAACAUGCUUCUAAACACAUUAUCAGGGAUAUACCGUUAGUGUUUGAACACCUUGUUCUGCAGAAAAGGACGGGAAAUAUCAAUAUCAGUAUAAAAAACAUUAUAUAUCUGCAAAAGAUAAGGAAAGGACUAUACUAACUCUGGCAUAGGGGAGGGGGUUACCUGAAUUCAAAUUGUAUUCACUGGGAAAAACUAGAGCUACAAACAGCUCGUUUACGAUGUUAAAAUUGAAAGUCGUAAUCAUUUUUAAUUAAAAUAUCCCCGAUAUCACGAUUCCCUUUGCGGUUCAUAUUAGAUGAAUUGUCAGACCGCGCUGAUCGGUUUGUAUUUUGUGAUUGGUAUAUUCCUCGUCCUGUGGGAGACAGACCCGUUCAGACACUGAGGGAGAGCAGAGAGGAGAUCUGAAGAGCAGAAAGGACACAUUCACUGAGGAGACGGUCAGAGCGAGUGACUGGAGCACUAGAGCCGUGCUGCACAUCCCACUGACAAUACCUGAAGACUGUCUUAUCCAGGUGAAAGCCAAGGAAAAAGAUUACAUUAAACAGGAGAUGCCUGUCCACUUUAAAGAAGAGACUGAACUGGAGCCUGUCCACAUUAAAGAAGAGACCGAACUGGAGCCUGUCCACAUUAAAGAAGAGACCGAACUGGAGCCUGUCCACAUUAAAGACGAGACCGAACUGGAGCCUGUUCACAUUAAAGAAGAGACUGAACUGGAGCCUGUCCACAUUAAAGAAGAGACUGAACUGGAGCCUGUCCACAUGAAAGAAGAGACUGAACUGGAGCCUGUCCACAUUAAAUUAGAAAAGAUUGAACUGCAGCCUGUCCACAUUGAUGAAGAGACUGAACUGGAGCAUGUCCACAUGAAAGAAGAGACUGAACUGGAGCCUGUCCACAUUAAAUUAGAAAAGAUUGAACUGCAGCCUGUCCACAUUGAAGAAGAAUCUAUUGACUUGUUUAAGGAUUCAGAAAACAUAUCCCAGCCACAGAUAUCACAACAAUGUACUGAAUGUGAGAAGAGCUUCAGUUCAUUAGGAUACCUAAAAAUACACCAGAGAAUUCACACUGGAGGGAAGCCAUAUCACUGUGCUGACUGUGGGAAGAGCUUCCGUCAGUUAGGAAACCUAAAAAGACACCAGAGAAUUCACACUGGAGAGAAGCCGUAUUACUGUUUUGAAUGUGGGGAGAGAUUCAAUGAGUCAGGAAACCUAAAAACACACUUGCGAAUUCACACUGGAGAGAAGCCGUAUCAGUGCUCUGACUGUGAGAAGAGCUUCCGUCGGUUAGGAGACCUAAAAAGACACCAGAGAAUUCACACUGGAGGGAAGCCAUAUCACUGUGCUGACUGUGGGAAGAGCUUCAGUCAGUUAGGAUGCCUUAAAAUACACCAGCGAAUUCACACUGGAGGGAAGCCAUAUCACUGUUCUGACUGUGAGAAGAGCUUCUGUCAGUUAGGAGACCUAAAAAGACACCAGCGAAUUCACACUGGAGCCAGCCUCCCUCCCUCCCAGUCCCUCACCUCUCCACCCUGCUUGUUUGAGUGCGUGGAGAGCUGUCUGAUUCCUUGUCUCUCUCUCACCCUGCAAUAAAUGAAGGGGGUCCCCAGGAGUGAGAGCCAGCAUGAUCCAGAGACACUGAGAAGGGGAGCGUGUCAAACUCAAGGAGACAGACCCAUUCUGCAGUGUGGAGUAGUGGUUAGGGCGCUGGACUCUUGACCAGAGGGUCGUGGGUUCAAUCCCAGGUGGUGGACACUGCUGCUGUACCCUUGAGCAAGGUACUUUACCUAGAUUGCUCCAGUAAAAACCCAACUGUAUAAAUGGGUAAUUGUAUGUAAAAAUGUGAUAUCUUGUAACAAUUGUAAGUCGCCCUGGAUAAGGGCGUCUGCUAAGAAAUAAAUAAUAAUAAUUCUUUCAGAAUGAACUGAAGAACCCUGGGAUUCAGCUCCACUCCUGCCCCUGAAUUAAAAAUGAAUCUCGCUCAUCAUGCUGUGGAUUUAAGACAGUUACAGGGUCAUUCUACUUAUAUGUGUGAUAUGAACCCAACACAUUAAGCUGCCAAUAACAUACAUCAUUUUUAAUGUAAUUUGAUGUAUUUGAGCUGCAAAUGGCAUUACUGUACCAGUGUGGGUGAGUACAGCAUAAGAUAAAGGAUUGAAUUGUUUAAAAUAAAUGAAAACUAAGAAUAUCUUCAUGGGUGUGGCAGCAAUGUGUGCUUCAUCUAACUAGAAUGGCCUCUAAGCUAUUGCACCAGUGCAAACACAAGCUGUGAAGCAAUGUUGUGCUUUUUAAUUAUGUGUUUUAUUUCAAGUGGUGCAAACCUUGCACUGCAGCAAAUGCUGUGUUGGUUUUGAAUGAAUUUGAAUAAAAAUGUGUAUAUCCAAUUAUUAUGACGUCCCCACAGUAGUAGAGCUGUAUAAAUAUACUGUAAAACAUGAAAGGUUUGCAAGCAAACUAUUUGAACAUUUUGCAUGUGUUAAAAAUCUGCAGAACCUACAUGCUGCAACAUUACCAUUAUUACUACAUUCAUAGUUUGUAAAGUUUAUGAAUAAUUGAUCGAAACAAUCUGCAGGAUGAAGUUGCCUCAGACUGUUUGACAGUAACAGAGCUGGUGCUUUUGUGGAAUCACCAUUAGCUGUUUAUUCCCUUUGGGUAAAAUAUGGCUUGUUUGCUUGUAUUUUUUAUUAGUAUGCUAUCAUUAGAAUGACCUUACAGUACAUAUUAAGGCAAGCUUAGCUAUUUAGAGAGAGUUUCAUUGAGUUUGAGAUCCUGUGCGUUUUCCAUUGUCUCUGUAUAUAAAGGGUGUGUGAGAAAUUCCUAGUUGUAAUUGAAUGUUCUUUGUAAAAUUACAUUUCAAAUCUUAAACUGAGACUUCAGAUGCUGUGAUGUUAAUUAAGUUUGUCUUCCUUCCCCAUAACGUUCUCUAGAUCUACUUCAAAGGACUAGAUAUUAGUAACAGGGUGGUAAAGAUUUCCAUUGGAGAAUAGUUUAGAUUCCCUGCUGUGCUGCCCUGCCUGUCUGGUAUAAACAAACAGAGCUGAUUCUUAUCUUUAAAUUAAGACUGUCUGAAAGCAAAUACACAACUUUCUUAAGAAGUGUGACACCUGGUGGACACGAGCUGUCAUCACUCUCCCAUGAAAUGAAUUAUCAUGAAACACUGAACAUUAAUGUGAAUAUAAUUCCUAAUUUCCUUAUCUAAAAGUGAAUUGAAAAAAAAAGCCUUUACGGGGGUAUAAUAUUAACUUGUUUAACAAUCUCUGGGUUUUAGAUUUACUAAAACUAUUAGAUUGAAAUGUAACAGAAGUAAAACUUACUGAUCAAUUGGUUUUAUUAUUUCAAUUACUAAUCUUGCACAUGCAAGUUUAAGAGUUGUUUAAGUGUGUUUUCCCAAUAAAAUUGAAAGGUUUAUUGCAUUUAAAUAA
Molecule: messenger RNA, 3471 nt
Organism: Acipenser ruthenus (sterlet)
Lineage: Eukaryota; Metazoa; Chordata; Actinopteri; Acipenseriformes; Acipenseridae
Product: zinc finger protein 32-like
Exons: 3
Coding region: 605-1642 (345 amino acids)
Biological process (GO): regulation of DNA-templated transcription
Molecular function (GO): DNA-binding transcription factor activity, RNA polymerase II-specific; RNA polymerase II cis-regulatory region sequence-specific DNA binding
Source: RefSeq, a predicted model, not a curated record